Messenger RNA from Culicoides brevitarsis, 1407 nucleotides. Its product is annotated as U6 small nuclear RNA (adenine-(43)-N(6))-methyltransferase. Bases 29 to 1342 code for a protein of 437 amino acids. The record is from RefSeq and is a predicted model, not a curated record. Gene Ontology annotation, biological process: rRNA base methylation. Lineage: Eukaryota; Metazoa; Arthropoda; Insecta; Diptera; Ceratopogonidae. The transcript is spliced from 2 exons. Gene Ontology annotation, molecular function: 23S rRNA (adenine(1618)-N(6))-methyltransferase activity. Gene Ontology annotation, cellular component: nucleus.
AACAAACACACACGUUUAUUUUGCCGCAAUGUCUUUAAAUCGUUACAUGCAUCCUCGAAAUAUUUAUCGAAAACCCCCGGAUUUCACGGAAUUAGCUUCAACUUACAAAGAAUUUGAAGAAAUCUCUACUUUGUCUCUUACUGGACGUCGCAAAAUCGACUUUAAAGACCAAAAAGCGUUGCGAGUCUUGACCCAAUGUCUUCUACACAAAGAUUUCAACCUUGUAGUCAACAUUCCCGAAGGAAAAUUAAUUCCGACACUUCCUUUGCGACUAAAUUACGUUUUAUGGAUCGAAGAUAUUUUGAAAACUUUUAAUUUUUCGUCAGAAAUUCGUGGAUUCGACGUCGGAUGCGGAGCUUCUUGCAUUUACGGGCUGUUAAGUGCUAAAAAGAAUGGAUGGAAAAUGUUUUGCACGGAAGUCAAUGAAGAAAGUCUAAAAUUUGCUCAAGAAAAUGUCGCAAGAAAUCAUUUGGAAGAAAAAAUUCAAGUAAUUUCUCAACCUGACAGCAAUGAGGACUUGUUCAAAGCAAUUUUUGGGAUUUCAGAAGAAAUUCACUUCACAAUGUGUAAUCCUCCGUUCUACGAUGACUCGGAUGAUGCAAUGGCAAAUCGCACCGGAAGUCGAGAUAUGCCCAGAAGCGUCAAUACGGGAAGUUCAAACGAAAUUUCGGUCGAAGGAAGUGAAGUUUCGUUCGUAAAACGCAUGAUUGACGAAAGUUUUGCCUUGAAAGACCGCGUAAAAGUCUUCACAUCGAUGCUUGGCAAGAAAACGAGCUUGGGAAGUGUCAAAAAUUACCUCAAAGAGAAAGGAGUGACGAAUUUCAUCACAACUGAAUUUUGUCAGGGACGAACAACACGAUGGGGCAUUGCUUGGUCUCACAUUUCCGGACUUUAUUUGAACAAAGUUCCCCAAUUUGAGCGAAAAAACAUGAAAAAAUCGACGGGACAUCUCGUAAAAUUUGUUUUUCCUGAAGAAAAUUCAGAUUUUAGUCUUGAAAAUCUCGAAAAAUGUUUGGAAAAAUUAUUCCAAGACCUGAAAAUGACAAUUUUGCUUCAUGAAAAGGAAGAAUCCGAAUCAAUUUGGGAAAUUUCCGCUGAUUUUAAUACUUGGUCUCAUCAAAGACGAAAAAGACGAAGGCAAGAAACGGAUGACGAUGAACCUCCGAAGAAAAUUGGACCUUCCGAGCCUCAAAAAGAGCCAUUUUUGGUCUUUAGUGCUUGUUUGAAGCAACUUUCUUCGUCAUUUCAGCUCGAAAUGGGCUUCUUGGAAGGCACCGCAGGCAAAGAUUCCGUAAAUCAAGUCCUACAAUACGUAAAAAAUAAUUUUAAAAAAUAUUUUUAACAAAAUUUAAGCGUUUUUUAUUCUAAUUUUUAUAUUUUUUUUAAGUCUUUAAUUUUUUUUCUACC